UUGCAUUCUGUUCUGUCUACUUUCCUUCCAGGAAACACAUCCUGUAGCUGGAGUAACGUGUUUGUCACCGACCAAGAGAGAGAGAGAGAGAACUUAUUCUCGAGCGCUCGUACCCUCUCAUCCCACUCCUUCUGAGCUUUUCAGGGAUAAAGCGCGCACAUGCUCGGCCGUGAACAUGGGAAAUUGGUUAGGAUGAGUAAUCAGAGAUAAAACGAGCGAGGAAAGAGUGUGGGAAAGAACGAGGAAAGGAGACCGCAUCACGCAGACAUUCCUCAGCAGGGAGACGAGGAGAGAAAAAAAAAAAUCAGCCAGCGCACAUCUGGAGGAGAAAGGGGGAGGACCGGAGCGCGGCAGAAGAACGGAGCGGAUUAGAGAAAGCCUGCGUGUUUAUGUGAUGGCCUUGGAGGUCCAGCGUCCAGCCUUACGAGCAGCAGUGACCCCCGACUCCGAGGAAGAGGGUUAGAGACUGCCGUCAGGACUCGAGAAUGAGUGGCGAUGUCCUCUAGCUAACCUCUCACAGCGGACAGACGUUUCGGGAAUCGGGGCGCUCCGGCGGGUGCAUGGCCGUGCGCAGGCUGGUGGUGGUGGCGGCGGCGGUGGCCCUGCUUUCUCUGGUGCUCAACAACUUGGCGACGUUCAGCUCCAGCUGGGUGCUGCAGGUGCUGGAGGACGGACGGCGGCGGAGCGUGGGGCUCUGGAGAGCGUGCGCUAACGAGGACACGCACGCUCACGAGAACACAGCCUGCCAGAGACUCAGCUGGGGAUCGGAGCUCGCGGGGUAUCAGGAGUCACGCAGCACUGUCAAACUUCAGUUUGACAUGAUGCGGGCAUGUAACCUGAUGGCUACGGUGGCUCUGACCGUGGGUCAGCUAAUCUUCCUGUUUGGGUUACUGGAGAUAAGUCACAUUACCCAGGAUUCUCAGUGGUGGGAGGAAGCCAUCGCUGCCCUGUUCCAGUUAGCCAGUUUCGUGCUGGUGAUCGGUCUGGUGACGUUCUACAGGAUCGGCCCUUACACUCAUCUGUCCUACGCCUGCUACGUUAACAUCGCCGCUUGCUUGUUUGCCACGCUAGCGGCCGCCAUGCUAAUCUGGAAUAUUCUGCAUCGCCGUGACGACUGCAUGUCUCCACCGGUCAUCGUCAUCAGCCGAACUCUGACCACCACCUUCCGGCCGCGUCUCGACAAUGACUAUGUAGAGUCGCCAUGCUGACACAAAGACACACUUCACCCGAGACAAAACACAGGUGGAUAUUCAGACACAAACGGAGUUCUGCCUUUUUAAACGAAUCGGAUCUCAUGGACUCUUACGGACGAGGGCGGUGAUCACGUGACCGCAGAAAGCGGAUUCGGACUGAAAACUCGAGUUCAAGAGAGGAAGUGGCGCUGUGGAUUGCGAAGAAUACGACAGACUGAUAAAGAUCAAGCUGGAUCUUGACACGUUUAUGUUCACAAGUGCACUUAUGAGAAAGUAGAAGCACAUUCGUAUGCACACAUAUUUUUUUAUAGUUCUGUGAAAGAUGGAGUUUCAGAUUUCAAAAGGAGUCCAGGCAUUGAAUAUUGCUCCCAGGUCAAUUGAAUACAGUCCUUUACAGGCCGGCAUGGAAUCUGCACUUUUAUAUACAGGGAAAAAAACGUCUGGACAGAUUUAAAUUGGGACCUUUUACAUGUCCAGUCAUUUUUGGGUGUGUGUUUUUUGCCUAAAGAAACCAAGUCUAUUUUUAGAAAACAUUUUAACAUUUGCAUUAUGAUAUAUUUAUUUAAAAAAAUAGCCCCCAGAUUCUUAAUAUAAUGUGCCUAGAUCCCUCUGAGCUUUUUUUUUUCUUCAUUAAAAUAACCAUAAACUAAAGCAAAACAACAAGUACAUCUGAACAUCAUAAAACGAUGACGUAAUGAGAACUCUGGGGAAAAUAUGCUAAGUUGAAAACAUGCUCGAUUGCUUCAUUUUAAGCAAAUAUUCUAACAUAUUUAAUCUACCAAUAUGAGACGGAAAUCUUUUCGGUAAUGAAAACAGUAAUUCUGCUUAAUUAAUAACCAUGACACGUCGCCUAAUUGCUUAUUUUUGUUUACACAAAAAAAAAAAAAUCUGGAGGUGCAGAUUCUUUGCAGGUCUAGUCAUUUGGUACCAAAAUUAUUUUAUUGACUUCUGCAUGUGCAUCUGACAAUUUAUCUGAUAUUACAGUACAUAAUCUACUAGAUGCCAAUGAGGAAACUCUGUAUAGUCACCAAUAUGAAUGAAAUGAUCUGAAAGUGAUAGACUGGAACUAUAUCAGUUCAGUAAACAAUAGAUAUUAAUAUUUGCUAACCUGUGCCUGUGGUACCCAUAUAGGAGUAUAAUAUAGAGCUAUAUUAAGUAUAUUAUUAAAAUUUCACAUUUCACCUUGAGUGGGACUGGUAUAAUAUUAUUAAAGAAAUAAACAGAGCCAUUCAACACUC
Messenger RNA from Puntigrus tetrazona (Sumatra barb), 2431 nucleotides. RefSeq names its product transmembrane protein 204 (gene tmem204). The record is from RefSeq and is a predicted model, not a curated record. Lineage: Eukaryota; Metazoa; Chordata; Actinopteri; Cypriniformes; Cyprinidae. The coding region runs from base 561 to 1208 and encodes 215 amino acids. The transcript has 3 exons.